Knipowitschia caucasica is the source of this 231-nucleotide messenger RNA. Lineage: Eukaryota; Metazoa; Chordata; Actinopteri; Gobiiformes; Gobiidae. The record is from the annotation of a GenBank genome assembly.
AUGUUAACGGUCGGCGAAGGAAGUUUGAACAUUCCUCUGAAACAAUCCAGUCAGAGAUGUUUGUGUUUUAUCUGCGGCUGCAAAGCUUCCUCCUGCCGUGUCCUGCCAGCGGCCGGCGAACCGGACAAAGUCAGUUAUCUCAAGGUGAGGGAGGUGAACCGUCUGCAGCAGAGGAGGGGGUGGUCCGCCUGUAGAGGAGGGGUGGGGGGGUGGGGGGUGGUCCGCCUGUAG